GGGCCAUUGCCCUCCCCGGGCCCCGAGCAGCGGCCGCGGGGCCCGCCCGGCGCACUCGGCGCAUGGAGGAGCCGGCGGGGGACGCGAUGGCGGCGGCGCUGCGGGCGGCCAAGCGGGCGCUGCGGGGGGAGCUGCGGCAGCGCCUGCGGGCGCUCGGCCCCGCCGAGAAGCAGCGCCAGUCCCGCCUGCUCGGGCUCAAGGUGAUUGGCCAUCCCAAGUACCAAGAAUCCAAAAGAAUUGCAAUCUUCCUGAGCAUGCCAGAUGAAGUCCAGACAGAAGAAAUAAUUAAGGACAUUUUUAAGCAAGGCAAAGAGUGUUUCAUCCCCCGUUACAAGCCUCAGAGCAAUCACAUGGACAUGCUGAAGUUAUCAUCAGCCGAAGACAUUUCUUCACUUGCUUUGACAUCCUGGAAUAUUCUUCAGCCUGGUGAUGAUGACAGUACAAGAGAGGAAGCUCUUGCUGGAGGAGGUCUUGACCUUAUCUUCAUGCCAGGCCUUGGGUUUGACAAAAAAGGCAACAGAUUGGGAAGAGGGAAAGGAUAUUACGAUACCUAUCUUGAAAGAUGUAUGAAACAUCCCAGUGGAAAGCCUUACACGAUUGCCUUGGCUUUUAGAGAACAGGUUUGUGAAUCAGUGCCUGUGACAGAAAAUGAUGUUCCAGUAGAUGAAAUCCUUUAUGAAGACUCCUGAAAGUGUCUUGAUACCAACCCACCUUCAGAACAGCCAACCAAAGACAUCAGAUCUAUCAAUCAUGGGGUUUUUAAUUGUCAUAUAUGACUUUGGGAACAAUAAAAUACACUAUUUGUGUUUGAAAAAAAAAAAAACAAAAACCACUGUAAAUGUGGUAAUAGUAGUGAGGAUUACAUUGAUUUGCUUCUAAUUAGCAAAUGUCUGGUGUGAAUUCUUAUUCUAGAAUCUACAGAAACAAGAAUGUGUGACUGUUAAUACAUAAGGGACCAUUUCUUCUUAUAAUAUUGUUGAGGUACAAGCUUCAUGAUACUUAACAGUUUUAUUAUUCUAGUUUAAAAGUUAAAUGUCUACUAAUGUCAGUUCUUGAUCCAUUCUGGAAUUAGAUACUUGUUAUGGUAAAAUUCUCAGUACUGAAAUAUUGUGUACAUCCAUGAGCAAAACAAGAAAUUGCCAGAUAAGUCCUAGAGUAAGCUGAGAAAAAAAUGAUGAUUGGAAAAAAGCCAUAAUUAAUUUUGGUGUAUAUAAUAAUUUUGGCUGUUUACUUGGCUCCUUGUAGUUGUCUUAAAAUAAAGGGAGUAUCUGUUAUUAGAAAAAGGCUUAUGUCCAUAACUUUGGUAUAUGAUUCUUUCUUUAACUGAAUACAAGAUUGUAAUGUAGUCUAAAAUGUGGUCAAUGAGUUCUCCCUCUGUAAUGAAACAGCUCCUUUUUUUUUUUUUUGGUAAAAUAAUAUUCAAAAUUACUUUAAGUUGUCUAAUUUUGUACAUGGGCCAUUCGUAAUGUCCCAGAAUACUGUGUGGACUUUGGGUGCUAUGUUAAGUGAUAAGGACAUGCUAAGAGUUGCAGAGAGCAGGUUUUAUGGACUGAAUAAAUUUUCGGGUGGAAGGUUCUCUGGUUCUCCAGACCAUCAUGGAAAUCAGGAAGAAGAUAGUGAGUUUUCUCUGCACACUGUCCUCAUAGCAAUAGGACACAGUAUUUCCAGUCAGGAUCAAUCAAACUGUCAGAAUUUUGUGUUCCUUCCUCGGUGCGAUUUCACCUUUUCUAUGCAUGUUUAACUCUUCCCUCAAUCAAUAAAUCAGUGCGUUUAUUUUCA
Molecule: messenger RNA, 1779 nt
Organism: Pipra filicauda (Wire-tailed manakin)
Lineage: Eukaryota; Metazoa; Chordata; Aves; Passeriformes; Pipridae
Gene: MTHFS
Product: methenyltetrahydrofolate synthetase
Exons: 3
Coding region: 63-689 (208 amino acids)
Biological process (GO): tetrahydrofolate interconversion; folic acid-containing compound biosynthetic process
Cellular component (GO): mitochondrion
Molecular function (GO): 5-formyltetrahydrofolate cyclo-ligase activity
Source: RefSeq, a predicted model, not a curated record